AUGAGAGCACUCUGCUUUGUUCUCACUAUCACGAACAUCCUAUGCCCUGUACUAUCGGCAUCUGUACGAAGUCAAGAUGAAUGGGACCUGUCGACUUCACUAAAUGGAUUCUCCUUUGAGCGAGCCAAAGCUUUGGCAUUCAAGCCUAUCAAGUCUGCUGAAAACCUUGGUGUUUACACAUCACGACUGAAAAACCUCAAGUCCAAGUCUGAUGUUUACCCAAGGUCCUCGCUCUCUCUUCUUACAAGGCCAGAUCUGCAAGCAUUCUCUGAUGGAAACGGCACAGUUCAUCAUCAGAAUAUAUCUGCUGUUGGCGCCUUCUCGACUGCCUAUGCCAUUCAAUGCACAUGGGACCAAACUCCUGUUUGGUUGAUCUUCGACACUGGAAGUUCCGACACUUGGGCUGCCAAGACUGGCUUCAGGUGUGAGAACAGCGUAGGCAACAAACGUGACCAAGCUGCCUGCGAAUUCGGCCAGCCUCAUAUCUCGGACUUUCUCCAGGAUAUCUCUGAAGUCUAUUUCCAUAGACGCUAUGGAUCUGGAGAGGAUGUGUCAGGGCCAAUGGGUACUUCUGACAUCGCCUGUGGAGGCGUCUCGGUUUCUGGGCAGCAAGUCGGAUUAGCCAACAGAGCAUUCUGGCACGGUAACAACGUCACUGUCGGUAUUCUUGGCCUUGCAUACCCGUCACUCACAAGCGGAUAUAUUGGUGAUCCAAGCGAUCCGGUCGAUGAGUCGGAGUGGAACAACUACCCUUAUACCCCUUGGUUAACCAAUGCUAUCUCCCAAGGAUUGAUUGACCCUGUUUUCAGUAUCACUAUCGACAGAAACACCAGCGAUGGAGUACUGGCCUGGGGUGGGCUUCCUCCCAUGCACUGGCAUCCUAAGUCCGUCGCAUCGACGGAUCUUAUCAUUACAAAACUAAUAGAUCGAGAUGUCACGGCCUGGAAACCAUCAUUCUACACCAUCAUUCCGGAUGGCCUUCAAUGGGGAAGUACUACGGAUAUGGGGAAAUAUCCUUACGUCGUCGAUACCGGAACCACAAUGAUGUAUAUCCCUCCCUCACUGGCCGGGGCGAUUGCAAAAGCUUUUGAUCCUCCGGCUACGUAUAUGCCUCGAUGGGGAUCCUACUUUGUCAACUGUAAAGCCAUCCCUCCUCAUUUUGCGGUCAUUAUCUCAGGAGUUCACUUCUGGAUCAAUCCUGCUGAUCUGAUCUACCAAGAACUUGUCGACCAGUCCAACGGAAAGUGUGCUCUUGCCAUUUCAACUGGUGGAUCUGGGCCAUAUAUCCUGGGAGAUGUCUUCUUGCAGAAUGUCGUGGCAGUCUUUGAUGUCGGUGGUGCAGAAAUGCGCUUCUAUUCUAGAGAAUAG
Fusarium coffeatum is the source of this 1368-nucleotide messenger RNA. RefSeq lists its product as uncharacterized. Gene Ontology annotation, biological process: proteolysis. The transcript is spliced from 3 exons. Lineage: Eukaryota; Fungi; Ascomycota; Sordariomycetes; Hypocreales; Nectriaceae. Gene Ontology annotation, molecular function: aspartic-type endopeptidase activity. The coding region runs from base 1 to 1368 and encodes 455 amino acids. The record is from RefSeq and is a predicted model, not a curated record. Gene Ontology annotation, cellular component: fungal-type vacuole.